Trifolium pratense (red clover) is the source of this 1695-nucleotide messenger RNA. Its product is annotated as probable jasmonic acid carboxyl methyltransferase 2. Gene Ontology annotation, biological process: methylation. The transcript has 4 exons. The record is from RefSeq and is a predicted model, not a curated record. The coding region runs from base 153 to 1298 and encodes 381 amino acids. Gene Ontology annotation, molecular function: S-adenosylmethionine-dependent methyltransferase activity. Lineage: Eukaryota; Viridiplantae; Streptophyta; Magnoliopsida; Fabales; Fabaceae.
CUGGUAGUCAGAUAUGGGGUAAUCAGACCGGAGUUUGCUCUAUUUAUACCCACACCUCUAGACUUCUAGUCAGGUACAUAUUCAUUUGCUGAAGAUACAGUGUCCUCUAAUUGAAAAGAACAUUCAAAAUCUCAUUCCAACAAAAAAAAAAAAUGGAAACUGUAGUGGAAGUCCUUCGCAUGAACAAAGGAGCCGGCAAAACUAGCUAUGCCAUGAACUCCUCCGUCCAGAGGAAGGUAAUAUCAUCAACAAAACAAGCAGUAGAGAAAGCUAUUAAGGAAAUUCUAUGCUCACAAAGAGGGCCAAUAAUGAAGAUGGGAAUUGCUGACUUAGGUUGCUCAUCAGGGCCUAAUGCCUUAAUGGUAAUUUCAGAAAUAGUUGAAGCUAUAAAUGCAACCUCAAGCUUGUUGAAUCAUCCAGCACCAAAGGAACUAAUGUUUUAUAUGAAUGAUCUUUUCACCAAUGAUUUCAACAACAUUUUUGCUUCCUUGCCAUCUUUUCACAAAAAAAUUAGGCAAGAAAAGGAAAAUAAUCAAAGUAAAAAUAAUAAUUAUAAUAAUAAUAAUAAUAAUAUCAGGAAUUUUGGUUCUACUUGUUUUGUUUCUGCUGUUCCGGGCACUUUCUACGGUAGACUUUUCCCAACUAAAUCCAUCAACUUUUUUCACUCUUCUUCAAGCCUCACGUGGCUUUCUCGGGUUCCUAAUGGUUUGAAGGAUGAAAGUGAGAGGAGAUUGAACAAGGGAAAACUCUACAUAUCAAAGAGCACUCCCAAUUAUGUGAUGGAAGCUUAUUCACAACAAUUUCAAAAUGAUUUUUCAUGUUUCCUUGAGUCACGAUCUCUAGAGUUGAUAGAUGGGGGACGCAUGGUCCUAACUUUUAUGGGUAGAGAAUCCAUGGACCCAGCAGCACCCUAUGGUGGCUACCAUUGGGAACUUUUAGCACAAGCCCUUAUGACCAUGGUUUCAGAGGGUCUUGUUGAAGAAGAAAAAGUGGAUUCUUUUAACGCACCUUACUAUGCAUGUUGUUAUGAAGAAUUGAAAAUGGUGAUUGAAAAGGAAGGAUCAUUCUCGGUGGAUUCCUUUGAAACUUAUGAAAUUGAUUGGGAUGAAGGGAUUGAAUCAGAAAAAGGAGAAGGUUUUGCAAGGCUCAUAAGGGCUGGUUAUGAGUCCCUACUAGAAUAUCAUUUUGGGAGUCAUAUAUUGGACGACUUGUUUGGAAGGUAUGCUCAACUUGUGGACCACCAUUUCUCCAAAACUAAGCCUAAAUUUUUGGCUUUCAACAUUUCUCUAGUCAAGUGACAACACUAACAACAACAAUUAUAUAUGUUGAUAGUCUUGUGUUGGAUUCGGUAGAGCAGUAAGUGGGUGUGUGUAGUUUGGGAGCGACAACAAUAAUAACAUAUAUAUGUUGAUGGUCUUGUGUUGGGUUCAGUAGAGAAGUAAGUUGGUGUGUAGUUUGUACUUUUGUUGGUGUUUUUUUUUCCUGAGUUUCCGCUCCUUUUUGUUGGUGUAUUGGAGUGCUUUUGUGUAUUGGAGUGCUUUUGAUAUAACUUGAGCAUAGAGUUAUAUCAGACUAGUCUUAAAUGGUUUAGUUGUUGUAUAUUGUAUUAGCAAAGUGCUAGUAUGAAUGAAAGUGUACGUUGUAGUUAGUAGUGCUACCAAUCUAUCAAUCAAUCAAAGCAAAUUGAACGUAACA